Molecule: messenger RNA, 1455 nt
Organism: Schizophyllum commune H4-8
Lineage: Eukaryota; Fungi; Basidiomycota; Agaricomycetes; Agaricales; Schizophyllaceae
Product: DUF914-domain-containing protein
Exons: 12
Coding region: 1-1152 (383 amino acids)
Biological process (GO): transmembrane transport
Cellular component (GO): membrane
Molecular function (GO): transmembrane transporter activity
Source: RefSeq, a predicted model, not a curated record
AUGGCCAGCUCACCGCAGCUCGACUACAAGGAGUCUUUGGACGGUCGCUCGGCGUCUCUGCGCCGAUCGGACGAGGAUUCGCUCGUCAAGAAGCCGCCGCCCAUCGUAUUCACAUCACCUGCUGCUUUUGCAGGAAGCGUCUCUGAUAGGCUCCGGAGCGUCUUCACGAAGCGGUUCAUCUUGGUACUUCUGGGGGGACAGCUUGUGUCGCUGUGUAUCACCUGCACGAACGUUACGACCACGGAGUUGACGAACCGGAACUGGGCUCUGUCGACGACUCAAUCUGUAUUCUUAUACUUCUCACUAUUCAUGAUCUAUGCCCCCUACACCAUGUACCAAUACGGAAUCAAAGGAUACGCAAAGAUGUUACUUAGAGAUGGAUGGAAAUACCUUAUCCUUGCCGCGUGCGACGUUGAGGGUAACUUCCUAGUCGUGAAGGCUUACCAGUACACAAACCUCUUAUCGUGCAUGAUGCUGGCCGCCUGGUCAACCCCAGUAUGCAUGUUCUUCACCUGGGUAUACCUCCGGACACGCUACCAUUGGACGCAAUUGCUGGGUGUCUGUGUCGCCAUUGGCGGCCUUGGGAUGCUUGUCGCGUCUGAUGUGAUCACCGACAAGGAUUGGCAGGCCGCUGAUAAGGGCAAGGGAGAUGCCUUCAUUAUUGCGGGCGCUACGUUAUACGGCUUCACGAACGCCACGGAGGAGUUCCUCGUGCGCAGGAGACCUUUGUACGAGGUGGUCGGUGCCCUUGGGCUCUUUGGCUUCAUCAUCUGUGGUGCGCAGGCUGGAGGGCUCGAGCAUCAGGGGAUGCUGGAAGCGACGUGGAACGGAGCGACGGUUGGCCUGAUCAUCGCCUACACAUCUGCGAUGUUCAUCCUCUACACCGUCGCACCACUUCUAUACCGCGCUGCGUCUUCGACAUACUACAACAUCAGCCUUCUGACCGCCGACUUCUACGGGCUGCUGUUUGGUGCCAUUCACUACACGCCAUACUGGCUGUACUUCAUCGCCUUCAUCACCGUCAUCCUCGGCCUCGUCGUCUACUUCUGGCACUCGAGACCGGAAGAGCAGGGCGAUGUCAUCGCUGCAGCGCCAGGCUACGUGCGUAAACGCGGGGAGCAGAGCGAUGAGGAGAGUGGCACGCAGGCUUGAGGGAAUUGGGCUGGAUGUCGUAUACUUAUAUCACGCUGAGCUUGUAGGGCUUUGGGUCUCCAUGUUUGUCUUUUGUGUGGUUCAUUGUAACGAGACGCCCGUGUCUGUCUGGAUGUUUAUUCGUCAGACUUUGACUACUACUUAUCGUGUCCACUGUCCAGCACAUUGUUUGAGCGCGAUGAGGCCGCACCACAUUUGAGAGGUUGAGAUACUCAAGGACGUCCAUGAGUAUGAGAUAUAUCUAAACAUACAAUACACACUGCAUACAGCACAGCAAAAGGAAGAAGUGAUAGAUGGAAUCAA